AAAUGAAUGGCCAGAAAUAAAAACCUGAAAAACAUCAUUAUUAUUAUACAAUUGAAAUAAAGAAUGAAGAGCAAACUUGGUAUACUGAAAUACUACUGUUAUAUUAUUUACCGUUUGUAAUGUUCGUUAACCUCAUUUAGUUUUUUUUUCUCAUAUUAUGUUGCUUGUUUGAGUUUAUGGUGGCAAACAAAGGUAAACUUGAACUUUGGCCAAUUUUAUUUUUUCUUGUUCGCCACAAUUUGCCAGAAGAGUCAUCGGACUGUUAUUCCAUUAAUGAACCCGAACUUGUUUGUCGGGUUUUGGUAAAAUUUUUCGUUCUUUUUUUUCUGUUGCAUUUUUUAUUCUCUAUUGAUUUUUCAUUCUACUUCAAAAGAAAAAACGGCAAGUCAAACUUUUUUUUUUAAAAACAAUGUUCAUUCAGGAUCUUCACUUGAGAUUGUGAAAAAAAAACUUCAAAUUGCUCAAAUUUCGAACAGAAACAGAAAAAAAAAAAAAUGAAACACUUGAUCAUUUUAUCGAUUAUUUUUAUAUGGAAUUUAAUUAAUCUUGAUGUAAAAAUUCAUUGCCAUGAUCAUACUCCUGUUUCCAAGAUUAAAAUACCUAAAAGAAUCCAUGAUGUUUCUUAUAAAGGUUCAAUAUUUUCUUACACUGUAAAUGGACGUGAUCCAAUAAAAGCCAUCAGAGAUUUUGCAUUAGAAACCGAUGAUAUUAAAAUGCUUGAAGAACGUUUUGUUGAUCAUUUUACUGAAACAAUUUUAUCAAAAUUAGCCAAUGAAAUGAAAUCUGGUAUCCCGUCGAUGAGUAUUCCACCGAUGGAUCCAUUACUUUUGAAUGAAAUACGUGUUGAACCACAUAUUGGAAAUGAAAUCUUUACGAUUAAAUUGAAUAACAUUCAAAUUGAAGGACUAUCUGAUCUAGAUAUACAAGACAUACGGCCACGAUUGAAUGUAUUGAAAGUACGAUUGGCAUUACUAUUUCCGAAAAUUGCAGCCAAUUGUCAUUUUCGUGUCAAUGGUACAAUUUAUAAUGUUAUCGAUGUCAAUGGUGAAGGCGAUAGUAAAUUGGAAUACAAUGAUGUACUAGUACGUACACAGCUGAAUUUAGUGCAUGAAAAUAAAACCUUUCGAAUUGCUAGCUGUGAUCCACCAUUGAUUGAUUUUAAUACGGCUAAAAUUGUUCUAUCAAAUCAUAAUCAAAAUAAUAAUACUACUACCACCGGAAUUGCAAGCGAACUUGGACCAUUAUUAUUCUGGGUUUUUGCCGAUCAUGUUGUACAGGAAAUUGAUCAAUAUCUACUUAAAUAUGUUAAUAAUAAUAUGUUAUUAUUCAAGGUACCGGAAUCAUUUAGUCCAGCCGUCACUUGGCUAUUGAAUCGUAGUUCAUCACAACCAUCAUCAUCAUCAUCAUCAUCAUCAUCAUCAUCGUCGUCGUCGUCGUCGUCAUCUCAACAUAUUCCACAAAUAUUGAGUCCAUUUCCAUUGUUGAAUCAUUGGAUAAAUUCUUUAUCCAAUAAUCUUAAUCGACCACAUAUUCAUACGAAAUUCUUUAAAAAAUAAUAUAAUGGUAAUGUUGUUUGCAGUUUUUUUAAUCGAUAAAACAAAAAUUAUUAGAUUUAUCGAUCAUUUUCAUGGAAAUGAAAAUAAUUUUUUCCCACUCCCACUGUGUGUAUCCCAGACAACCAAAAUAAUAAAAUGUUUGUCCAAAAUAAAAACAAUGAAACA
Messenger RNA from Dermatophagoides farinae (American house dust mite), 1721 nucleotides. RefSeq lists its product as uncharacterized. The record is from RefSeq and is a predicted model, not a curated record. Lineage: Eukaryota; Metazoa; Arthropoda; Arachnida; Sarcoptiformes; Pyroglyphidae.